AUGGACAAAAAGCAACAUUCAAAAUCAACUGCUAGUGGAUCUUCUUCAUCGUCCACAACAAAUAAACCAAAGAAAAUAUCAUCAUCAACAACAGCAGCAUCAGUGUCAACGAUGGGCAGAAGUGCUGCGCUUCCCCAACCUGCUCGUCGAAUUAUUCAGAAUUUUCUUCUCGUCUGGCUCGAUGCCAAUAUUGACGAGUCAAAGGAAGAUUUUCAAAACACAUUAAAACAAUUACGACGAAUUGUAGCAUCCAUUACAACAUUCACCGAUUCUCAACAAUGUUUCGAUUAUCUUAGAGGCAUUACUAAGGAAAAAGUAUUUAUGAUCGUAUCGGGUUCACUUGGACAGAAAAUAGCACCAGAAAUGGAAGCCAUACCACAAUUAGAAACCGUGUAUGUUUUUUGUAGUAAUCAAUCGUACCACAAACAAUGGGCCUAUAAGAUACCGAAGAUCAAAGGCGUAUACACAAAAAUCGAACCAAUUUGUGAAGCUCUAGAAAUUGAUCGACAACGAUGUGAUCAAGCUACGAUCUCGGUUAGUUUUAAUGGUCUCGAUCCUCUGUUCAUGUAUACACAAUUGUUAAAGGAAGCACUAUUAGAAAUCGAAGAUGACGAUAGAAAAUCUAUCAAAGAUCUUGUUACAUACUGUCGUGAACAAGAAGAUAUAUCUGAAGAUCAAAUUAAACUAAUCGAACGUGAAUAUCGUGGUCUUCGACAAAUGGAUGUCGAUAUUAUUCUUAAAAUGGGUUUUUUCAUCCGCCAUCUACAUCAACAUAUUGCAGACUUACAUCGUGAACAGCAAAACAGCAAAGCGGCCAUGCCAUCAAAAUUUCAAGUUUUUCGUGGUCAAGGCUUAUCCAUGAAAGCCUUUGAAAAAAUGAAGAAAACCAAAGGUGGACUUAUGUCGUUUAAUAAUUUCUUAUCGACCAGUCGUAAUUGUGAUAUUUCCUUCAAAAACUUUGCACGACCGGCAGCAUUCGAUGCAGAUUCAGUUGGCAUCCUCUUCAUUAUGAACAUCGAUACGGUUAUUUGCACAGCUUCAUCAACACCUUUUGUCAAUGUCAAAGGAGUUGGCUUUUAUGACGACAAAGAAGAAGAAAUUCUUUUUUCGACACAUACAAUUUUUCGCAUCGAUCGUAUAGAACGUAUUGAAGAUAAGCAUGCAGAUCGUCUCUGGCAAGUCAAUCUCACCCUCGCUGGUAAUCAAGAUGAUGAUUUUAACAAGCUUACAGCACAUUUACGCGAAGAAUUUACAUGGACCACAGGAUGGUCUCGAUUUGGCGAUAUACUCAUUAGUGUGGGUAAGUUUGAAAAAGCAGGACAUCUCUAUGAAUUACUCCUUGAAAAAGCCUCUUCUGACGAAGAAAGAUCGGAAUACUAUUUUCAACUUGCCAGGGUGUAUGAAGAUAUGGGCGAAAAUUCGAAAGCUCUUAAAUAUUACGAAAAAGAUCUUGAAUUUGAACAAAAAAUCCUUCCUCCGAAUCAUCCCAACUUGGCUACUACUUACAAUCAGAUCGGUUUGGUGUAUGAUAACAUGGGCGAGUACUCGAAAGCACUUUCAUCGUAUGAACGAUCACUUGAAAUCCGAAAAAUAGCUCGCCCUCCGAAUCAUCCAGAUUUGGCUACUUCCUACAACAACAUCGGACCUGGUCAGAAAUCAUCGAUUUUUCCUCACGCUGGAAACCCUUUAAAAUGA
Molecule: messenger RNA, 1695 nt
Organism: Rotaria sordida
Lineage: Eukaryota; Metazoa; Rotifera; Eurotatoria; Philodinida; Philodinidae
Source: the annotation of a GenBank genome assembly